Molecule: messenger RNA, 720 nt
Organism: Vitis riparia (riverbank grape)
Lineage: Eukaryota; Viridiplantae; Streptophyta; Magnoliopsida; Vitales; Vitaceae
Product: 17.3 kDa class II heat shock protein-like
Exons: 1
Coding region: 55-525 (156 amino acids)
Biological process (GO): response to hydrogen peroxide; response to salt stress; protein complex oligomerization
Source: RefSeq, a predicted model, not a curated record
UCCAAACAUUCAAGCACUUGCACAUUUUUCAACAACAAAUCUCUGAAACCCAAUAUGGAUUUGAGAAUGAUGGGCCUCGAUUCUUCACUCUUCUCAGCCCUCCAACACAUGCUUGACGCCGCCGACGGCUCGGACAAAUCGGUCAGCGCACCUACCUGCACCUACGUCCGCGACGCCAAGGCUAUGGCUGCUACGCCGGCGGAUGUCAAAGAGUACCCGAAUUCCUACGCCUUCAUCAUCGACAUGCCGGGGCUGAAGUCCGGUGACAUCAAGGUUCAGGUGGGGGGCGACAAUGUGCUGGUGAUCAGCGGAGAGAGGAAGCGGAAGGAGGAGAGGGAAGGCGCAAAGUACGUGAGAAUGGAGAGGAGGGUGGGGAAGUUUAUGAGGAAGUUUGCGUUGCCGGAGAAUGCGAAUACUGAUAAGAUCUCUGCGGUUUGUCAAGAUGGGGUGUUGACCGUCACCGUUGAGAAGCUGCCCCCGCCGGAGCCCAAGCAGCCCAAGACCAUUGAGGUCAAAAUUGCUUGAAAUAUCAAGAGUUUUGGGAGGGUUUUUCUGGAUUUUUAACGGUCAAUGAUGUGGUAUUGUGGGUGUGUAUUAAAAUUCAAAGAAAAAAAUCCUAUGAUAUUUUCUUUGUAUUACAUAUUUAAAUUUUAAUUUGAGCCUGUAGAAUUAAAUUCGUAUUGCUUAAUAAUAUUACAUUCAAUCCAAUCUUCAGAUGUA